Molecule: messenger RNA, 798 nt
Organism: Trachemys scripta elegans
Lineage: Eukaryota; Metazoa; Chordata; Testudines; Emydidae
Gene: NMB
Product: neuromedin B
Exons: 3
Coding region: 125-535 (136 amino acids)
Biological process (GO): positive regulation of hormone secretion; neuropeptide signaling pathway
Cellular component (GO): neuron projection
Molecular function (GO): neuromedin B receptor binding; neuropeptide hormone activity
Source: RefSeq, a predicted model, not a curated record
CAGCCCGGGAAGCUACAGGCGGCCAGCCCGGAGCACGAGCCGCUGCCGCUCUCCCCAGGCACCUGCGCUUCCCCCGGCCCGAGGCGAAGCAUCCGCAGCGUCCCCCGGAGCCCGGCGGGGAGCCAUGGGCGCGCUGCCCGCCAGCCGGCUCCUGGGCUGCCUGCUGCUCUUCUCCUUCCUCUCGGCAGCCCCCGCGGGCCGGGCGGACUUCGCCGAGCCGCGGGGCAGAGCGGCCAGGAUCAAAGUCAACCCCCGCGGCAGCCUCUGGGCCACAGGUCACUUCAUGGGGAAGAAGAGCAUUGCGGCCUCCCCGCUUCUGGAGUCUCCGGGAGAUGCUGCAGCGAACUCCAUCCCAAUGGCCUUCAGCCCGACUCUCCGAGCUGUCUUGCAGGACAUGAAAGAGCUGCUUACCAGAGAGCUCCUGAAAAUCCUCUUGCAAGAGAGACUAAUAGAUGAGAACCAAGGAAAAUCUGAGCUUCAAAACCAGGAGAUGGGAUUGGUAAUGAAGGUGCUGGAGAAAUACCUUUCAAACUGAAGAAGGGACGAAGGGACCGUGUACAUAGACGACUGAGUCCAGCAUCAGGAAGGCCUGGCUGGUUUGUAGUAAACACCAGGGAAUGUUUGAAUUAUGGUUCUGUGGAGCUACAUCACUCUUAUGAUUUAGUAUUACUGUAAUAUUGUGAAUAUUGACCAUCUGUAUGAAGAAAGCCCCAAAGCCCUGACUGUAUAUUUCCCUUGCAUUUUCUGCAUUACUGCUGAGGUCAAAGAGCCCUUGUGAAUAAAACUCUUUGCACAGCA